AUGGACGCUACUAUUGAUUCGAAUUUCCAUGAAUCGAAAAGAAAAUGUCUUACCAAAACUGAGUACAAUGCAAUGGUUGACUGGAUAGACUUGUCUAUCAAAAAUAACCAUGAUUUUAUUUUAAAUCGUUAUGGUAUGUUGACCUCAAACGCACUCUGCAGAUAUCCCCACUUUGAUAAAAAUACUGUUUUAAGUAUUGUCGAUGGUCGAGUUCAACAAUAUGUUCGUCAACGACAUCAUAAGGUCUUUUCUAGCUCUUCCAAUGCUAAUUCUCCUUCACAUUCUUCAGCCACAUCUCGGACUACACCUACAACAAAAUCUAAACUAUUUAUGAAUUAUCGUCAACAAGAACGCGUUAAUAAACAUUUAAUUGAUUCUACAAAAACAAUGAAUGAGAGGUACAAGGAAUUAGUAGCUAAUGGGACUGUGUUAUCUCCAUUGAUCACAUUGGCUGAUAAGUUGCGUAUGCCAGCUAUGUUGGUCGCUAAAUUUGUGAUUGCCGAUCAAAUAAAAGAAGAAAAAUUGAAAGAGAAACUUGAUCAGCAGCUGUCUAACAAUGAUGAUAGUUUAAAUAGUAGCAUAUUAAAUGAUACAAGUGUUGGAUCAACUGCUAGUAACUUACAAAAUGAUAGUGAUAUAGAGUUGAAACAUGAUUUAAGUGCCAACGACUCAACAGCCAAAAACUUGGAUACUUCUUAUAGUAUUGAUGAACAGUUAUCUCAACAGUUAAACUGGCUCACCUGUAAACUGCGCUCAAUGCAUAAAUCUGAAUCAGCCUUAAAUCAAUCCGAUAAUAGUUUGAAUAAUAGUAAUUCAUACUGUAUUCCGACAACUAAUAAAAGUUUAAAUUUAACACCACAUCAAUUAGCUAUGUCUACUUGGUUGAUACGUAAAGAUCCACAGUUAGCCUAUGAAGUAUAUAAAUCUUCUGUCGUAGAUGGCCAUUAUGGAUCAUGUGUGGAAUUUAUCAAAAGCUGCAACGGCAAGCGCUUUGAACAGAUCUUGAAACAAAAUAUGACAGGUUUGACUAAGUCCCAGACAAACAGACCAGAGAGAAAUUAUACAACUGAAAAGGAGUGCCGCCUUCGUGGUUUAGAUAUGACACCCGAUGUGGUACUUACCGAACCUAUUGCCAUUUUAUUGUCUGAUGUUGACAAUAUGAAGUACAGUCAAGAAUAUACAGCGACAAAUUAUGUUGGAGGAAGUGAAAAUGAAAUUCGAGUGUUGAAUUGGAUAGAAUCAAAAGCAAUGUUUGGCGGCCCUGACCAACUACGUAAAUCUACCCAAGGCCAAUUGUUUCCUUACUGGAAUCGUUAUGGCCCAGGAGCUGUAAUUUAUUGGUUUGGACAUAUUUUGGAAGAUAAUGACAAAGUUUAUGGAGUCCAUGCUGGUGUUUCAAUAAAUAAGAACCCUAUCGACAACAUUUCUGGAAGCAUCACUUCACCAUCUAAAGUUGAUUCAGCAGAAUUAUCUGCAUUUAAUUUUUGGUCUAAAUAUUGUCUAUUAAUGGACGGAUUUCCCGCCACCAAUAAAAUUGUAAUGCACAAUCGCCAAAAUGGUUUAAAAAAGAAAAACUCAACUACAGUUUCAAUGACAGUUUAAAAUAUUGUUUAUAAAGUAAUACA
This is a messenger RNA of Myzus persicae (green peach aphid), 1625 nucleotides long. RefSeq lists its product as uncharacterized. The coding region runs from base 1 to 1602 and encodes 533 amino acids. The record is from RefSeq and is a predicted model, not a curated record. Lineage: Eukaryota; Metazoa; Arthropoda; Insecta; Hemiptera; Aphididae. The transcript is spliced from 4 exons.